AAGUUCGCACGACAUUUAUAAACACAGUUCACCAUUUUCUGAUUUGUCUUUUCAAAUUUUUCAGGGGGGGGGGGAGUUAUAUAUGCUAAUAAAAAGCGAAAUAUUCACGAUUUUAAUUUCAAAAUCCACAACAUACGAGCUGUGGCGAGAGGCGUUUUUCGAGUUUUUGAUAAAAAAAUUGCCAUUUCCCACCAUGGCUCCACCGACCCAGCUCUCAUCGCAAGACGAGCAGGAAAAGCUUCUUGAUGAAGCUUUACAAGUCGUCAAGUCGCAAUCAUUUCAAAUGAAAAGAUGUUUGGAUAAAAGCAAACUGAUGGAUGGUCUUAAACAUGCAUCAAAUAUGCUUAGCGAGUUGAGGACAUCUCUCUUGUCUCCGAAAAGCUAUUAUGAACUUUACAUGGCCAUUUCAGAUCAGUUACGUCAUCUUGAAUUGCAUCUUGUUGACGAAUUCCAGAAGGGAAGAAAAGUUUCUGACCUUUAUGAAUUAGUGCAAUAUGCAGGAAAUAUUGUACCAAGAUUAUAUUUAUUGAUCACUGUCGGGGUAGUUUACAUCAAGGCAAGGGAAACUUCCAGGAAAGAUAUCUUGAAAGAUCUCGUGGAAAUGUGUCGUGGUGUGCAACAUCCGUUGAGAGGUUUAUUUCUGAGAAAUUAUCUCCUCCAAUGUACUAGAAAUUUGCUGCCAGAUUUAGAGGAAGAUGCCAGUGAUGUCGAGGAUGGUGACGUGAAAGAUUCCAUUGACUUUAUUCUCCUGAAUUUCUCGGAAAUGAACAAACUUUGGGUGCGCAUGCAACAUCAAGGACACACGCGCGACAAAGAGAAGAGGGAAAAGGAACGACAGGAACUUCGUAUUUUGGUGGGAACAAAUCUUGUUCGUCUCAGUCAACUUGACGGCGUUGAUGUUAACUUGUAUCAGACGGUUGUGUUGAAAGGCGUUCUUGAACAAGUGGUGAGUUGCAAAGAUGCCAUUGCACAGGAGUAUUUAAUGGAAUGUAUAAUUCAGGUUUUCCCCGACGAGUUUCACUUGCAAACAUUAAGCACAUUUCUUCAAUCGUGUGCCAAUCUUCACGCCAAAGUAAACGUUAAGAACAUCAUUAUUUCUCUUCACUCGCGUCUCGCUGCGUUCGCAGCAAAAGAUGACGGCGAGGGUAUACCUGAAGACAUCAAAUUGUUCGACAUCUUCUCACAGCAAGUAUCUACCAUUGUACAGGCUCGUGAAGACAUGCCGGUCGAAGAUAUUAUUGCCCUGCAAGUUUCUCUGAUAAAUCUCGCGUUGAAUUGUUAUGAAGACCGCUUUGAUUAUGUCGAUAAAGUUUUGGAGUACACUGAGGAAAUAUUUAGCAAGAAAAACUUAACCCACGUGGAGAAAAACAACGCCAUAUCUCGUGAGCUUACUCGACUGCUAAAAAUCCCCGUGGAUUGUUACAACAAUAUACUUAAAUUGUUGAAACUAAAGUUUUUUGCGCCGUUGUUCAACUACUUCGACUACGAUGCAAGAAAGGAUAUGGCCAUUUAUGUCAUCACAAAUGCCGUUGAAAACGAAACCCUAAUACCAUCACAGGACCUCGUGGAUACCAUUUUAUCAAUGGUUUCUCCCCUAGUCGUCGAUCAACAGGAUCAACCACCAGAACCAGAUGACCCCGAAGAUUUUGCCGAAGAGCAAAGCCUCAUGGGACGGUUUAUAAAUUUGUUUCAUUCGGAAAACCUUGACCAGCAGUACUUGAUUUUGAACACGGCAAGGAAACAUUUUGGUAGCGGUGGAGAGAAGAGGAUAAAAUUCACCUUACCCCCCGUGAUAUUCUCUGCUUAUCGACUGGCAAUGGACUACAACUAUUUAGAAGACAAGGAUGAGAAAUGGGACAAAAAAUGUCAGAAAAUUUUUCAGUUUUGUCAUCAGACCGUCGGCGCUUUAGCAAAGUCGGAAUAUGGUGAACUUUCUCUACGACUCUAUCUUCAAGGCGCUCUGACCGCUGACCAACACGACUUCUCGAACGCUGAGACCGUCGCAUAUGAGUUUAUGAGCCAGGCUUUUUCUUUGUACGAGGAUGAAAUUAGCGAUUCGCGGGCUCAACUCGCGGCAAUCACUCUCAUCAUGGGCACUUUUGAAAAGAUGACGUGUUUUGGCGAGGAGAACCAUGAACCUUUGCGAACCCAAUGCGCUCUUGCCGCAGCAAAGUUGUUGAAGAAACCAGAUCAAUGUCGAGCGGUUGCGAUUUGUUCACAUCUCUUCUGGUCUGCUAGCAACUCCGAGAAAGCUCAAAACGAGCGUGGUAAUGAAAAACGUGUGAUGGAAUGCUUAAAGAAAGCAUUACGUAUCGCCAAUCAAUGCAUGGACACAACACUACAAGUUCAACUCUUCGUCGAGAUCCUAAAUCGUUACUUGGUUUACUACGAGAACGGUUGCGAAACGAUAACGACUGCCAUCCUGAAACAGCUGAUGGAGAAAAUUCGCGAAGAAUUGCCGAACCUGGAAUCUAGUGGCGAAGAAACGGAUCAAAUCAACAGACAUUUUGAAAACACCGAAGCGCAUAUUCGCUCUAAGAAAGAAGAAAACGACGACUUGUAUUCUGACGUUAAUGUUUAAUAAUUAUCAUCACUGAACGCACAUGAUUUUAGUAGAAAAUAACUAUUUCUGUAGACAAAUCAAUACAAAUUAUUUCACACAA
Xenia sp. Carnegie-2017 is the source of this 2663-nucleotide messenger RNA. RefSeq names its product vacuolar protein sorting-associated protein 35-like. Gene Ontology annotation, cellular component: retromer, cargo-selective complex; retromer complex; late endosome. The record is from RefSeq and is a predicted model, not a curated record. The transcript has 16 exons. Gene Ontology annotation, biological process: intracellular protein transport; retrograde transport, endosome to Golgi. The coding region runs from base 83 to 2581 and encodes 832 amino acids. NCBI's taxonomy places the organism in Eukaryota, Metazoa, Cnidaria, Anthozoa, Malacalcyonacea, Xeniidae.